AUGUCAUCUCAACGUCCACGAAGAUCUUUGGGACCGCCCACAUCAGCCGAAGUGACCACCCAAAGAGAGGCACCGUUCAAUCAACAACAACAUUUUGAUGAUUGCAAAGAAAAUAUAAAUCGUAAAACUCAGAUGAAGGGACUGCAAGAUGAGAUACAUGCUCUUCAAAUGGAACUGCUGGAAGUGCGACAUGCCAAUAUCGCCCUACAGUCUCACAUACGGAGAAUUCAGAAUCAAGGUGGUCAGAUGGCACAUGAGGCCACGAGAAAAGCAAUCAAUCAGAUUCUGUCUCUCGUACCCGCUCUACGAGAACUACAAUCUAAUCUCGACCCUUCACCCGUCCAGCUGGACAUCCGCGAUAUACCAAAAAUCAACCGAGAAAACUUUCUCAGGAACAUGGGGAUGACCAUCGCCACGAGACCCGCUUCCCAAUUCGCCCAAUCGCUAGGAUUGACAGCAUUGCACGAGGCAGCUGAACUGAAUCUGGAGGACAGAAUACACUUGAACAUCAAUUCACAUCGUAAAAGGUCCAAAGGGAGGAGAAGUGGGAUGGGUUCCAAAGCCGCUUCGAGAUCACCCAUUCCCAAAGGACUGAGAGACGUGUUGGAUCCUCCAUUAGGAGAGAUGUCUUCUCCCAGCUCCACAAACUCUAGUCCUUUGGCACAGAUGUCGCCAGCACCUGUACGUGGGGUCGAGAACGGUCGACGACGGAGGGAAAGUGGAUUGCUCCCAGCCUCUGAACCUCAGCAGGAAGAAGAGGGUGAAUGGGAGGAAGGGGAGAGAGUGUUGUUAUCCCCUGAAGAUGCCGCGCGCAUACUUCCUCCAGCCACCGAAUCGACGAUGCUCCCUCUACCUCGCAUGAUACUGACCACGGAGGAGGAUGCGACUACGGACAUGCCUGUCAGUCCCAUGAGGGCGUUAUCACUAGAUGAACCGUCGUCAUCAUCUGCUUCCAAACCUUCGAGCCAGUCGGAUUUUUCCUCAGACACGCUCGAAGAGGAAGGAGGUCGGGCAAGGAGGGCACGAAGAAGUGUGAAUUACAAAGAGCCCAACUUACACACCAAAAUGCGUAAACCCGAUACCAUGUCAUCGACAGACCCGCGGCGGGGUUCAUCAAGAUCCUCAUUCGCUGCCACUUCACUUCUCUCUCCACCUCCAUCUUCUCGUGCCGCCUCGUCAGAACCCGGCCCUGAAGUCAUACCCAGCAUGAUGCAAGCCUUGCAAGCGUCAGUGCCUGAAGGAUCGAGCAAGUAUGUCACGGCACAGUUUGGACCGAUGAGGAGGAAGAGUGUUCUUCCAAAGUCCAUCCCCCGACCCGAGGAAGAUGAAGACGAUGAUGAUUUGGUGGAUGAUGCUCUGGGAACGGUGGAAGACGAAGUGGGUGACCAACCGGCCAGUUUAUCGGCUACACUCGAGAGACCCACGGCUCCUCCCAUAACAUCGAACAACGGACUUCAUAAAUCUACAACCGUAUCAUUGCUUGCUCCUGCUCCUGCUCCUGUUGCCCGCUCUGGGAUGUCGAUCUUAGGAGUAGGACAAACUUCAAAACCACCUUCCGCAUCCUCCAAUCGGUCUGUUUCCGCUCCUCGCUCAUCGCCGAGAAAGAAUGUCAAAAUGACAUCAAAGGUUGGGCCCAACUCACGUCCGCUUGUCAAGGGGAAUCCUCAUAUAGUCCCACUGGCCAAACGAGCAUCGUCCAUCGCUGCCUCUGCACUGAUACGUGACGCUUUAUCGGAUAUAGAAGAGAAUACGGGCCCACGACGAGGGAUCAAAGAUCAUACGCAUCCGUUUGUGUCGAGUAAGAGUGAUGCGAGAUCAGUGUCAGGGAGUAGAGUGUGA
This is a messenger RNA of Tremella mesenterica DSM 1558, 1839 nucleotides long. RefSeq lists its product as uncharacterized. Gene Ontology annotation, cellular component: nucleus; chromosome, centromeric region. The transcript has 6 exons. The coding region runs from base 1 to 1839 and encodes 612 amino acids. NCBI's taxonomy places the organism in Eukaryota, Fungi, Basidiomycota, Tremellomycetes, Tremellales, Tremellaceae. Gene Ontology annotation, biological process: meiotic chromosome segregation. The record is from RefSeq and is a predicted model, not a curated record.